UGCUCCCUUUCCAGGAACUCGCCUGACUUUCGCCCCGGAGAGAGUGGCCCUGGUGUUUGAUGAAGUCAUGAAGCUCCAUCAACCUGUCUCGGGGAAUCACCCAGAGAAUCCAAACCGUAUUCAGAGAAUUUAUGACAAGCUGAAGGAAGAUGGACUGGUCGGCAAGUGCCGCCGUCUCAAAAGUCGGAAGGGGAAGCAGGAGGAAGUUGCCCUGUUGCAUGAGAGGUCCCUGCUGGACCUGAUGGCCUCGCUCAGCGACCAGACCAAGGACGAUCUGGACAACAUGUCCUCCUCCUACAACUCCAUCUACUUCUGCCCUCAGACGAACGAGUCCGCCCUUCAUGCGGUCGGAUCGCUCCUUCAGGUGGGACGA
Darwinula stevensoni is the source of this 373-nucleotide messenger RNA. The record is from the annotation of a GenBank genome assembly. NCBI's taxonomy places the organism in Eukaryota, Metazoa, Arthropoda, Ostracoda, Podocopida, Darwinulidae.